Messenger RNA from Phragmites australis (common reed), 1505 nucleotides. RefSeq names its product dnaJ protein homolog. Gene Ontology annotation, molecular function: ATP binding; Hsp70 protein binding. The record is from RefSeq and is a predicted model, not a curated record. The coding region runs from base 111 to 1367 and encodes 418 amino acids. Gene Ontology annotation, cellular component: cytosol; cytoplasm. The transcript has 6 exons. NCBI's taxonomy places the organism in Eukaryota, Viridiplantae, Streptophyta, Magnoliopsida, Poales, Poaceae. Gene Ontology annotation, biological process: response to heat; protein refolding.
UUCUCCUCCUCACAAACCGCUCCUGGCCCGAGGCCUCGCUUCCCGUCGGAUCGAACAGCUAGGGUUUCGUUUCUUCGCGCGGCGGCGAAGGAGGUUUAGGGGGCGAGAAGAUGUUCGGGCGCGCGCCGAAGAAGAGCGACAACACGCGGUACUACGAGAUCCUAGGGGUGCCAAAGGACGCGUCGCAGGAUGACCUCAAGAAGGCCUACCGCAAGGCCGCCAUCAAGAACCACCCCGACAAGGGCGGCGACCCCGAGAAGUUCAAGGAGCUAGCUCAGGCUUAUGAGGUACUCAGUGACCCUGAAAAACGAGAGAUCUAUGAUCAGUAUGGUGAGGAUGCCCUCAAGGAAGGGAUGGGAGGUGGAGGAGGGAUGCACGAUCCAUUUGACAUCUUCCAAUCGUUCUUUGGUGGUGGUAGCCCCUUUGGAGGUGGUGGGAGCAGUAGGGGCAGGAGGCAGCGUAGGGGAGAGGAUGUGGUUCACCCCCUGAAGGUUUCUCUGGAGGAAUUGUACAAUGGUGUGUCAAAGAAGCUCUCUCUGUCCCGCAAUGUGCUCUGCUUCAAGUGCAAUGGCAAGGGCUCAAAGUCAGGAGCUUCAGCGAGGUGUGCAGGUUGCCAAGGAUCUGGUUUUAAGGUCCAAAUCCGGCAGUUGGGACCAGGAAUGAUUCAGCAAAUGCAGCAUCCUUGCAAUGAGUGCAAGGGAACUGGGGAGACUAUCAAUGAUAAGGAUAGAUGCCCACAAUGCAAGGGCAACAAGGUUGUGCAGGAGAAGAAGGUUCUUGAGGUGGUGGUUGAGAAGGGUAUGCAGAAUGGGCAGAAGAUCACCUUCCCUGGCGAGGCUGAUGAAGCGCCUGAUACUGUCACCGGAGACAUCAUCUUCGUCCUCCAGCAGAAGGAACAUCCCAAGUUCAAGAGAAAGGGCGACGACCUCUUCUUCGAGCACACCCUGACCCUCGCCGAGUCCCUGUGCGGCUUCCAGUUUGUUCUGACUCACUUGGAUAACAGGCAGCUCCUCAUCAAAUCAAAGCCCGGUGAAGUUGUCAAGCCUGAUUCGUUCAAGGCGGUCAACGAUGAGGGCAUGCCCAUGUACCAGAGGCCUUUCAUGAAGGGCAAGCUGUACAUCCACUUCUCGGUGGAGUUCCCGGACUCGCUUAACCUGGAGCAGUGCAAGGCCCUGGAAGCCGUCCUGCCGCCUAAGCCGGUGUUGCAGUACACGGACAUGGAGCUGGACGAGUGCGAGGAGACCAUGCCGUAUGACGUCAACAUCGAGGACGAGAUGAGGCGGCGGCAGCAGCAGCACCAGGAGGCCUACGACGAGGACGAGGACAUGCCCGGCGGCGCGCAGAGGGUGCAGUGCGCCCAGCAGUAGGGGGCCGGGCGGCGCUGUAGUAAGAUUUGAUGGCGGCAAAUUGUUCUCAGCGUGCGAUUGCUCUUGGAAUCCCAAGUUUUCCCGCGCGUAUCAUGUGAUAAUACCUUCGGUGAUCAAAUACAAUAUUUAGUUCUUGCA